Messenger RNA from Oncorhynchus keta (chum salmon), 3537 nucleotides. It is a transcript of the gene kbtbd3, whose product is annotated as kelch repeat and BTB (POZ) domain containing 3. Gene Ontology annotation, molecular function: protein binding. NCBI's taxonomy places the organism in Eukaryota, Metazoa, Chordata, Actinopteri, Salmoniformes, Salmonidae. The coding region runs from base 665 to 2533 and encodes 622 amino acids. The transcript has 10 exons. The record is from RefSeq and is a predicted model, not a curated record.
CUCGUUUUUUUAAUGAAGAAAUACUUGAUACUUGAAAUCUUUGGAAUGAGGUCGCACGUUGAGUAUUUACACGUCAUGUCCUCGCGUUGCUUCGCUCUUCCGGUAGGUAGAGAGCUGUCCGUAGUGCUGAAACAGUUAUUAGCACGCGCACAACAUUGUUUACAAACAUCGGAUCUGAUCAGCUCAGCUCAUCAAAUCUAUGGACAGAACGUUUGUUUUUCCCGAGCUAGUGCUAGUCAAAUACUUUAUUAUAAUCAGUAAGCGAACUAAUAGUCUGCUUUGUGAUUCACUCUAUAUAUGAUACUAAACAAGGCACGGAAGCAAUGCUACUGAACUGCUUUGGGACAAAUAAUAAUUUACAUGUAGACACCUCCUCCGUGCGUUUACAGACAGUUGAGAUAUAAUAAGGUAGACUGCAUGCAAAUGUUUUUCUUAACCCUCUCCCUCUGUCAAUCAUCCAUCUCUUUCCCUGACUCCUAAACUAAACCAGCUCCACAGUAAGGAUCGAUAGACAGACUACUAGGCUAUAGAGCUUUUGCACAGGCCCCAUAUGGAAAAUAAUCAUGAAAAUCAAAUAAGAAUAUUGUAAAGCAGAAGAACAUUAUUUGUACAAACAUCUAAGAAGUAAUCUAACAAGGAUCUGGUAAAAUACUCUGGAGUGAUCAUGGAUCCACGGUCUGAGGGAUCCGACCCCCGGUCCGAGGGAACUGACUACGUUCCCAACAGUAUUCCCUAUGUUCCGGAGCACAGGUCUGAGCUGUGUGUGUCAGAGGCUCACAGCCAGCAGCUACUGGGCAUGCUCAGAUCGUUCAGAGAGCGAGGCCUACUGUUUGACUUCACUAUAACAGUCCAGGACCAGACCUUCCCCUGUCACCGCUGUGUCCUGGCAGCCUGCAGCGACUUCUUCAGGGCCAUGUUUGAGUUGGACAUGCGUGAGUGUGGUGAUAGGAUGGUAACCCUGGGUAACCAGUCCCCAGAAGCCGUGCGCUGCUUCCUGGACUUCUGUUACUCUGGAGAGAUGGUCGUCACCCACGAAAACGUAGACAUGCUGUUCCAGCUCGCCUCUUUCCUACAGGUGUCUGUGCUCUUCAGAGCAUGCAGUGACUUCCUGAUAGGAACCCUGGAGCUCUCCAACUGCCUGAUGCUAUUGGCCCUCGCCGAGGGAUAUGGCUCCGCUUCCCUCCUCCAGCAGGCCAAUGAGUUUGUAGUUCAGAACUUCCACGACCUCUCAAUGACUACAGACUUCCUGGAUAUGCCGUUGGGCGUGCUCGAGUUAUGUCUGGGUUCGGACAGUCUGAGCGUGCCCAGUGAGGAGGUGGCGGUGAGGUCAUCCCUGAGGUGGACAAGUCACGACCUCCAGACCAGACAGAGGCUGUUGCCACGGCUCCUAGCACUGCUACGGCUACAUCACGUACCCACACACACCCUGCAGGCCCUGGCCCGGACUGAGAAUCUCCUCUCAGGGGACCAACUCUGUGUUAGUCUGGUCAGUGAUGCAGUGAGUAGACAGACACAGCUCAGUGGUCUACUGCCAGACGCCAGACCAGCCACCACACAGUCUUACAUCUACAUCCACAAGACAGAGGAGAACGGAGAUAUACACCACAGCUUCUGUUACUGCCUGGACACAGACCAAUGGAGAGAGCUACCUCAGGGCCAGGGGGCGGGUUUUAGUAUGACCCCUGACCCCUCAGGCUCUUCCCUCACCAGCUACGCCGAGAAGUUGUUUGUGACAGGUGGUUGUCGGGGCAACUGUUGUCGCACGGUGCGUCUUCACGUGGCAGAGCCGUUCCAUGAGGCGACAGCGGAGGUUUGGUGCUACUGCCCAGUCACACACACCUGCACCCCUGCCCCGGACAUGGGGAAACCCCGUACCAUGCACACAGCCAUCACCACCCUGGACAGACUGUAUGUGCUAGGAGGGAGGACCAGAGGAGAAAGGGAGGGGACUCCUAGCCUAAUGGAGGUGGAGUACUACGACCCCCUGGCCAAAACCUGGACCUCCGUCAGCCCUCUGCCCACUGCUAUCUACUACCCAGAAGCCAGUGCGUGCGGCAGCAUCAUCUACACAUUGGGUUCGUCAGUGGAGAUAUCGGACUCCUUCAACCCUUCGCUGGACUGUUUCCUGCGCUACGAUGCUGUUUCUGACCAGUGGAGCCACCUGGUGGCAGAGUUUGGUCAGUUUUUCCACGCCACCCUGGUCAAGGCUGUGUCCGUCAACAACAUUUUACACCUCUGUGACUUGUCUACGUAUAAGGUGUACAGUUUCUGUCCAGAGACGUGUGUGUGGCAAGGGGAGGGGUCGUUCGAGUGUGCCGGGUUCAACGCAGGCUCCGUGGGCGUGGCCAACCGAAUCUACAUCCUGGGAGGAGACUACUCACCUGAUGAGAUCACUGACGAAGUCCAAGUGUACCACAGUGGGCGGGGCCAGUGGGAGGAAGUGACACCAAUGCCACGCCCCCUGACAGAGUUUCACUGUCAGGUCAUCAGCUUCAACAGAUACAGAGACCCCUGGGGAGGAAGGGACAUGUAACACACACACACACACUACCUAGGGACUAAAAGCUGCACUCCGCAUCAAUGAAAUAAAUUAUGUUUUGUCAUACUUCAAGUAUUUAUUAGUUUUAUUACAUUUUAUGUUAUAUAUUUAUUUAUAAACUGGGUGGUCGAGCCCUGAAUGCUGAUUGUCUGACAGCCAUGGUAUAUCAGACCGUAUACCAUGGGUAUGACAAAACAUGUAUUUUUUACUGCUCUAAUUACAUUGGUAACCAGUUUAUAAUAGCAAUAAGGCACCUCAGGGGUUUGUGGUAUAUGGCCAAUAUACCAUGGCUAAGGGCUGUAUCUCCACGUUGCGUCGUGCCUAAGAACAGCCCUUAGCCAUUGUAUAUUGGCCAUAUACCACAACCCCUCGUGCCUUAUCAAAUCAAAUGAAAUGUUAUUGGUUACAUACACAUAUUUAGCAGAUGUUAUUGUGGGUGUAGCGAAAUACUUGUGUUCCUAGCUCCAACAGUGCAGUAUUAUCUAACAAUUCACAACAAUACAUACAAGUCUAAAAGUAAAAGAAUGGAAUUAAGAAAUAUAUAAUUUGGACAAGCAAUGUCUUUGUGGCAUUGACUAAAAUACAGUAGAAUAGAAUACAGUAUAUACAUAUGAAAUGAGUAAAGCAGUAUGUAAACAUUAUUAAACCAGCGUAGCCUAGUGGUUAGAGUGUUGGACUAGUAGCCGCAAGGUUGUGAGUUCAAACCCCCGAGCUGACAAGGUACAAAUCUGUCAUUGAACAGGCAGUUAACCCACUGUUCCCAGGCUGUCAUUGAAAAUAAGAAUAUGUUCUUAACUGACUUGCCUGGUUAAAUAAAGGUAAUAUUCAAAAAUUAAAUUAAAGUGACUAGUGUUAAAUUAUUAAAGUGACCAGUGAUUCCAUGUCUAUGUAUAAUAGGGCAGCAGCCUCUGAGGUGCAGGGUUGAGUAACUGUGUGUUAGAUGGCUAGUGAUGGCUAUUUAACAGUCUGAUGGCCUUGAGAUAGAAGCUGUUUUUCAG